This is a messenger RNA of Sphaerulina musiva SO2202, 804 nucleotides long. RefSeq lists its product as uncharacterized. The record is from RefSeq and is a predicted model, not a curated record. Bases 1 to 804 code for a protein of 267 amino acids. NCBI's taxonomy places the organism in Eukaryota, Fungi, Ascomycota, Dothideomycetes, Mycosphaerellales, Mycosphaerellaceae. The transcript has 4 exons.
AUGUUCUCCAAAGUCUUCACCGCCGGCCUUGCUGCCUUUGCGCCUCUUGUGGCCGCCUACACCAAGCCUACUGGUGACGCCCCAGUUGGCAACCCCAUUUCGCAGCCUGGUCUGAACAGUGUUGUGCCAGUUGGCGAGGGUUUCACGAUCACCUGGAACCCCACCACCCAGGGAACUGUCACGCUCGUCCUCCUCAAGGGCCCCAGCGAGAACGCUGUUCCCCAAUACGCCAUCGUCGAGAAGACCGAGAACGAUGGCAGCUACGUGUGGACUCCAUCCACCGACCUCGAGCCUACCGAGGGCGCUAAGGGCUAUGGUAUCCAGCUCAUCGACGACGCCACUGGUCAAUACCAGUACACCACUCAAUUCGGAAUCAGCAACCCAAAGCCCAUGAAGGCCAACGUCCCAGCCAACACCCCAGCCAACCCCCCAACCUACGGCGCUCCUUCCACCUCUUCUUCCAGCUCUUCCGUCAGCUCUUCUGCCAGCUCGGAGUCGAAGACCAUGGAGAUGCCAACUCCUUACGCUCCCAAGGCCACUUCCACCUACAUGACCAAGCCCAUUUACGGAACUGGUGUCACCUCCGCAUACGUUCCCAAGCCAACUGGAUACUGGACCGCCAACACCACCAUGGUCGCACCAACUGGUCACAUGCCUAGCUCCACCAUGAAGACCAGCGCUGCCACCAACGUUCCUUCCGCCACCUACGAGGGCCCAUCCCAGCAAACCGGCGCUGCAUCCAACGUCGCCAUCAGCGUCUUCGGCCUCGUCGCUGCUGCUGGUGCCGCUGUCUUUGCCAUCUAA